This is a messenger RNA of Dioscorea cayenensis subsp. rotundata (Guinea yam), 755 nucleotides long. Its product is annotated as phosphatidylinositol N-acetylglucosaminyltransferase subunit P. The coding region runs from base 56 to 580 and encodes 174 amino acids. Lineage: Eukaryota; Viridiplantae; Streptophyta; Magnoliopsida; Dioscoreales; Dioscoreaceae. The record is from RefSeq and is a predicted model, not a curated record. The transcript has 4 exons.
GCCCAAAAUGGCUCAAUUUUAGGAAUCAUCGAGUUCUCACGAGCUAUCAGAUCCAAUGGCGUCGCCGCCGCUCUCGCCGUCGUCCCACUUCGUCAACAGCCCCCGCCGAACCCUGAGCUUGGUGAGCAAACGGAGGGCGAAGGUCUUCCUCUCCGAUCCGGACGAGGAGACGAGGGCCUCAUCAUCUGGAUCAUCCGGAGAGCAUGGCGCCAAUCCCUCAGAGGUCUAUGGUUUUGUUGGCGCUAUCACCACUGUCAUCGCCACUGUUAUAUAUCUGGUUUGGGCUUAUACUCCUGAAAAUUGGUUGCAUUCUUUGGGAAUCACUUACUACCCUAACAAGUAUUGGGCUCUGGCAUUUCCAACUUUCAUUAUGGUGGCUGUGGUUUUGAUGUUGGUAUUUUAUUUUGGUCUGAACUUCAUGGCUACUCCACCUCCAACAUCUUUCAAUACCAUGUUUGAUGAGCAUAGCAGAGAGCCCUUGACAUUUAUUGCUGCACAAGGACUAGACCAGCCAAUCAAGCCCAUUUCGGACAUAGGCAUUGACUAUGUAAAUGAGCUCAUGUUUAAUCAAAAUCAAUAAUAUAUUGCCUUUUUUUAACUGUUUUUGUUUGAUGCUGGGUGAGGAAAGUUCAGCAAAGCCAUUAAUUUAGGCUUUUAGCUGCAUUUAUAGAACAUAGAGGCAGUGGUGAUGUAAAUAAAUCCGAUUACUUCAAGCAACAUAUUUUUUUUAUUCAAUUUAUAAGCUUUCCGAUUUA